This is a messenger RNA of Solenopsis invicta (red fire ant), 562 nucleotides long. Its product is annotated as peritrophin-1. The transcript has 2 exons. The record is from RefSeq and is a predicted model, not a curated record. Gene Ontology annotation, molecular function: chitin binding. The coding region runs from base 130 to 408 and encodes 92 amino acids. Lineage: Eukaryota; Metazoa; Arthropoda; Insecta; Hymenoptera; Formicidae. Gene Ontology annotation, cellular component: extracellular region.
GAUUGUAAUAUAUAUUGAAAGGAUUCAUUGAUCGGGUAUAUAAAGAGGUCUUAGAUAGUCGAGUGCAUAAUUUGAUGUGAUUCGCAUAAAGAGUGAAAUAAAAGCAGCGUCAAAUUAUCAAGCAGCAAGAUGAAAGCCGUAUUCUCAGUUGCACUUUUGGUGUGCCUGUUGACGUUUUACGUCCAAGCACAAGAAAUCCAGUGCCCAAAUAGAGGACCAAAAGAUGGAGAGGAGGCCAUUCUCAUCCCUCAUCCCACUAACUGCAAACACUAUUUCGUCUGCGACUAUGGUCACGCGAUUGUGAUGACGUGCCCUGAUGACUUACAUUUCAAUCCUGUUAAAAAAGUUUGCGAUUUUCCAUGGCAAGCUGGAUGCAAAGCUUUUUUGACAAGUUUAUUUGUAAACUAAUGUAAUUGCUUACGACCAUACACCAAUAUGUGAACUGCUAUUAUAUUGAAUUAUUAUUGCAUUGCGUUACUACUACACAUUAUUGCAUUACUACACGGACAGCAUUAUAUUGUAUAUAUUUCACAAUGAAUAAAUUAUUCGUUAUUUAAUAUUA